Stylophora pistillata is the source of this 1517-nucleotide messenger RNA. RefSeq lists its product as uncharacterized. NCBI's taxonomy places the organism in Eukaryota, Metazoa, Cnidaria, Anthozoa, Scleractinia, Pocilloporidae. The record is from RefSeq and is a predicted model, not a curated record.
UCAUAUUCAAGUAGGCUCAGGAGUGAAUGUCUGUCUAGAGCUGCAAGAAACAACAGAGGGGUCUCAAUUAAUGUUUGAGGUGGAGAUGUCUUUUUCCAAUUUUAAUGGAAAUUAUCAUGACCAUCGCGGACAGGUGCAAAAUGAGGCUGACAGUGAAACCAAUGUCCAAGGAUCCGGAGACUCGCCAUCAAACGCUCUUUUGACGGAAACUUGGGAAACGAGUGAUGAGAUAAAGUCCGAGAGCAAAUAUGCGAAGGAGCAUAUUUUCGGACGAAAUGGAAGUGAUGUUUGUGGAAAACUCGGCGCUACAAUUAGAAGAGGAGUUACAUGUGACGUCUCUGAAUGCUCCGGUAGUGGAGAACUGGAAAAUCCCUGUGCAUCUGCAGAAGAGGAAAUGCGUAAAAACCAGUGGCAAUCACACAGGAACAAGUGUGCUAAAAUUAGGCCAGAUGAAGUUUAUAUCGAGGCGGAGAUGCCGCCAUUUUGUAUCCAACUGAAAGAAAUUCUAAAGGAAGACUCAGGAACAGCUCGAUUUAAAGGAUUAAGAGAUGUGAAAUUACAGAAGGUUGCUGAAAACAUAUUUUUUGGACGGGAACUUCCAAAGCCUGCAAGAGAAGGCCUUUUUAAAGUCGCGAUCGAAUCACGAAAUGGAGACUUCCUGGGGGAAACGGAAAUUUUGUACAAAGACGCAAAUGAAGAAAAAUGGAAAUCAGUUGUCAUUAACCAAGAUAGGAUGCGUGCGUUCUUAAAGGCUUUGAACCCAUGUCAAAGUAGGAGUGCUGAAAGGAGCACUUGUGACACUUUAAAUACAAUAUGCGCCGGGCCUUUUAGUGAACAGAAGGCAUCAUUAUCCAUUCAGCUGCUGCUGCGGCUGCUUUACAAAGCAGCAGAAGUUAAUGCUAAAUGGUUUAUCCAUCUUAUUUUUACCUUGCCUGCUGGAAGAAUAGCCUUUGAGUCGUACAAAGAAAUAGUUUUGUCACCGGAAAUUGUCGCUAGCGCACAUGGCCACGAAGAGAUUGCGCAGUACCUCGGGGAUGUGAGAGAAAGAUUUUCUGUCAGUGAGGAAGGGCGAGAAGGGCGGUCAAACAAUAUUGACUGGCAAGAAAUAAUGGACGCUAUGGAAGCAACAGAGACUGCAAUUAACAUUGAUGAUCAAACCAGUGAAAUCGAAAUGGAGGAAAAUAGCGCUGUUCAAGAUGACGCUAUAGAUAGGCCCGGAAAGUAUCACCUGAAGGAAAGAUUAGAGAACACAUGGAAAGAUGCCAGUAAUAUAGAGGAAGAGGAGAGCGAUUUGGCUCAAGAGAUCGCCACUUUCGGGAAAUUUAACAUUUAGUUGAAGAACAUUGCCAGAACUUGAAUCAACAACAGAACAACUCGUACCCUGCCCUUGGCAAGUUUUCGCUUUGUGUACAGCAAAUUAGGUUCCAGAUCAGCAAGCAAACUGUCCUUCCCUUGACUGAUGUAUUCCUUGACUCUUAAAAAGCAAUGGGAAUAAAAAGAGAAACAGUUUAAAUGCA